CCAACGCGACGCGUGUAAAUAAACAAUGAUCAAUCUGCGGCAAAGCACUCCAAGGGAUGCGAUAACGUGCAUGCCGCGACGCGUGCGCGUCUGCUCAGUCUACUGUCGGGGUGCCGUUUUCAACCCCCCUCGAACCACCAAGUCACCCUCGCGUUCUGCGCGUCGCAAGCACCUCGAUGAGACCGACCCUGAGACGCGCUACUUUUUCCGUUACAUUAGUUUUCGCUCGUCUACGAUCGCACGGGUGUCAGAAGAAUUCAUCGAUGGUAACCCGCAAUUAAAGCUACCACGCAGCGUCCCGUUAUCGCGAGGUGUGCGCAAGACGAGAGUUAUUGAUUCUUAUUGCGAACGGACGGUGAUAAUUCGACGAGCAUACUCGGAGCACACCUGGUCGCCAAGGUAAGCGGCGACGUGUGUUUCACCUAUUUUCGUCAUCGCUGUGAUUUCGAUUGUUUUAAGGUGUGUCUCAAUGCGUUACAUUGAGGGUUGCCAAGAGGUUGCAACCUUCAUGGAUUGUUAAUCGAUAAAAGAUGGGCACAGGAAUGUGAUAUGAUCUCGAUGUAUUGUUGUUGUUACUCACUGUUUCUUUUUAUUUAUAAGUGAUCUCCACGUAGUGGACAAUUUAUCCAAGGGACGUUCUGGGAUCGUCCUUAGGAUGUAGAAACGUCUUCUGAACGUUUCUAGAACGUCUUUAGAAUGUAGGAAUGUCUUCUGAAAGUGACCUUCUUUGGGACGUUUAUUAGGGGUCUGUUCUACAUGGAUUGUUAUGGACUGUUUGAAGUGCUAGUGUAAUCUACAUUAAUUCUUAGAAGCCAAGAUGAAGAUCGGACUGUUGAAGCACUUUAUGCACUACUUCAACCUGAGGCAGGGUACGAUAGUAAUCGCCAUAUUCCAAAUGUUAACGUCCGGGUUGGGUAUGAUAUUCUUCAUUCUGGGUGUGACGCACGCAUUGGGAAUUCAAGAAAUGUUGGCGAGAGAUACCGAAGAUGCACUCGAAAGGGAGGCCUUGGAGGAGAUAUCAUCGUUCCAUCUCAACAAAGAAAAGUUGGAACUGGCGCAUCACACUGCAACCGAAUUGGAAUACGCGAUGUAUUGCGGCCUCGUCAUCACAGUUAUCCAUUUCAUCUCUAGCGUGUUACUUCUCUAUGGGGCUUUGACGAGCAAUCGUCAUUUUAUGACGCCAUGGAUGAUAGUCAAGAUCACUAUCAUAGCAGCCCUAGCGAUCUCAUUAUUCCUGGUAGAGGAGGAUUGUCCUUUCCUCGCUAGUCUAGGCGGAAAAGCUGAUAUUUGCCAACGCCUAAUCGUCUUUUUCCUGAUAAUCGCGAGCUUUUACGUCUGGUUCGUGGUGUACAGUACUUAUAAGAGCCUUGAGACAAAGAAGGGACUUACGCACGAAGUGCACAUUAUGAAAAAAAAGUACGCAGUACCCGUACCGCUGGAGGUACCAAAAGCGGUCCAGAUUUCGGUGAACAAACCUUACGAAAUUUAAAAAUAUUAUGAAAUAGCAAUGGAGAAUUUUUUUGUCAAUGUACGGUUUUACGGUUUUACGUAAAUUACGAAGAUGAGGAAACCUCGUAAUUUACCCCGUAAAACCGCAAGAUUCAAUCGCGAUAAGAUCUCAGUGACGUAGAUACAUUUUAAAAAAUCAUGUGCUUUUGGACAAGUUUGGAAAUUGGGAUGGCAAUUUAGAGAUGAUUACAAAAUCGUGAAAUAAAGUACGAAAGUGAAGUCUCGAAAGUGAAAUAAUUGAUUGCAAAUUGACGGAAGGUAAUAAAAACAUGUAUCGCACGUAUAGGAUAAAGAAAGUAAAGCUCAAGAUCUGCAAGGAA
Messenger RNA from Acromyrmex echinatior (Panamanian leafcutter ant), 1829 nucleotides. RefSeq lists its product as hypothetical. The record is from RefSeq and is a predicted model, not a curated record. NCBI's taxonomy places the organism in Eukaryota, Metazoa, Arthropoda, Insecta, Hymenoptera, Formicidae.